GAGGCGGCGCGACGCCUCAGUCGAACCGUGUGUGUGCGUCGCGACGCGUGCAUCUCGCGCGGGGUGAACCAUCAAGUAAUCACGCGCGCACCGAACAAAAACAAAAACAAUACCAACACAAAAUACAGAAAUAAAUGUGUGCUGUGUGAUUUUAUUUAAAAAAUAAAUAAAAAUUAAACACACAGUGAUCAAGAGAAUUCCACACGCCCGCUGGAUACGAAGGCGAUGGCAGUGCGCCGUCCACGGCGAGCGAAUAAUUUCGGCAGCGGCGUCAAGCCGCACGCAGAACCGGCGGCGACGGCGACGUGGCACCAGCCGCCGUCCGGGACGUUAAAAAUAAGCCUCGCAACUUAAGAUUUUUACCCGAAAACACACACACACAGAGAUAAAAAAACGCUUCAUAGAAUUAAUUAAUUAAUCAACUACUUAUCUAUUAUCUACUAUACUCACUCAAAUUAAUAUAAUUAUCGCGUUUGAAUGUUAAAACAAAACUUUUUUAUACACAGCUUUGCUACGGAGUAAAAAAUUAAAAAUAAAAGUAAAAAAAUAGUAAAUACCACCCUUAUAACUUAAAUAAAGUGCAGUAAAUCACAGGUUUGCCUUAUCAAGUCGCCUUAUUUUUUGUGACACCAAAAUGACCAACACUUGAAUGCAUAUCGCAUUAAAACAAAGAAAAAAAAAACAAAAAACAAAAAAUCGUUUCUCUUUUCUCUCACCACACACAUACACAUUAAAUUCGUAGAGCUUUCUAUCAUCAGCCUGUCAUAAAUAUAAAUCUAUAGCGUCCCUUAGCGAUAAUUAAACUCUAAAUUAAUCGGGCACUAAUUAGCGUGAUGGCAACGAGCAGAACGAAGCGUGUGAUAUUUUUUGCAUAAAUUGAUAGAAUUAAUAGAUUGACAUUUGUGUGACGUGAUAAGCACCUCUCGCUCAAGGACAAGCACGGAUAUUAAAGUUUUCGAGUGUGCGCGGCGAGUGGGAGACUCGUUGAAAUAUAUUUGAAUAGUUGAUGAGUUGCGUUUUGGUGUUCCUUGGUUAUUGAAAUAUUUCGCAAAGUGUUCAUAACUUUGACGACUUGACGACUUGACUUGACUGGAACGUGUUCAAAGUUUGCGGCGGGACAAGAUGGCGGCGGUGCGGUAGCGGUAUCCAAUGGUAACGCGUGACUGUGACUGUGACGUGUGUGCGGUUUGGGGUUUUGAGGUUAGGAAGACGCCAGACGCAGUAUGCCGGUGCGUCGGGGCCUCGUUGCGCCCAGGACAACGCUCAUCGAGACAAUCAUACGCAAGUUUGACACUGACAAUCGUUCAUUUCUGGUCGCAAACAGCCGCCAAGGACAAUGCCACAUCAUCUACUGUUCGGACGGCUUCUGCCGCCUCACAGGAUACUCGCGCGCCGAGGUGAUGCAACGUCCCGCCUCCUGCGAGUUCCUCUGCGGGCCGCUCACCUCCCAACAAAGCGUCGCCGGCCUCCGCGAAGCCCUCAACGAGGGCGUCGAAAAGCACGCCGAGAUACUCUACUAUCGAAAAGACGGUUCCAAGUUCCUAUGUUCUGAAGUGAUAGCACCUAUCAGAAGCGAAGUUGACGACAUCAGUUUAAUCAUCAUCAAUUUUGAAGACCUUACCGCUCAACCAGCGCCAUCUCUGGAGAGUAGUCCUGUUGGGAAGACACGGUUGAGUAAAUUUGAUCGAGCGAGAGCCUCAUUCCGACAAAGUCUCCGCCUCGGUUCAAACCUGCGUGGGCGGGGCUUACGCCUCGCCGGAUACCUAACGCCACCUAGCGAUGUCACCGCCGCUGAAGAAGAAGCUGACACUUUGGAACAAUGUCCGUUAACAUCGAAUUCACCAACGCCGAUCUUGGAGCAAACGUGGGUGUCCAAAUCGGACGCGCCCACAACAACGCAAGCGACGCACACGAUGGCGCUGCCGUCGGGGGCGUGCGGUGGGCGCGACUACAACGCCCUCACCAUCUCGCACAGUGCGCCCGCCAGCCACCAGGCGUCGUUCGAACGCGGUGAGAGCGUGGAGCGUGCGCGCGGCUCGCAGCAUCCGCAUCAGCAGCCCAUGGGCACGCCUUCGGCGCAAAGACACGCCGCCCCCGUUACGCCCAGUCGGGUGGCGCAUGCCACCAGUCUGGAUGCUAUCGCGCGCAGGCAAUGCUUCAAAACGGGCGGGUAUCCUACUAUUGCCGUUCCGAGCAAGCCUUAUCUGUCGAAGCAAUUCCCGAACGUAUCGUCUGAAAGUGACCUACAGAGAUACAAGACUGCCUUCACGUCCUACGACAGGAAGAGUCCGAGCCUCAGCAAUCCGACCACGGACUCACUCAAACAGAAGUUCUCGGUGCAGGAUAAUGGGUCGGCAAAGUAUUUCCAGAGUGGGUUACACACCCCCAAGAUGGGCGAAAAAGUAGCGCAGGUCCUCAACUUGGGCGCUGAUGUCCUCCCGGAGUACAAACUGCAGACGCCGUCGAUACACAGCUUCACGAUACUGCACUAUUCGCCUUUCAAGGCCGCCUGGGACUGGCUCAUCCUGCUGCUGGUAAUGUACACGGCCAUCUUCACGCCGUACACAGCCGCCUUUCAGGACUUUGUCGCCAAGAGCAACAAGGCCUACGGCGAGGAUCCGUUCGAACUCAUCGAUCUGAUAGUGGAUGUAACAUUUAUCGUGGACAUACUGAUCAAUUUCCGUACGACAUACGUGAGCGGCACCGACGAAGUCGUCUCACAUCCGGUGCGAAUCGCCGUCCAUUACCUCAAGGGAUGGUUCCUCAUCGACUUGGUCGCUGCCAUCCCCUUUGACCUGCUAAUCUACAGCAGCGAUACGGACGAGUUGGGCUUGGACAAAGACGAGACUACUACGCUGAUUGGCCUGUUGAAAACCGCUCGUCUGCUGCGAUUGGUGCGCGUGGCUAGAAAAAUCGAUCGGUAUUCUGAAUAUGGCGCUGCUGUUUUGUUAUUGUUGAUGGCCACGUUUGCACUGAUUGCUCAUUGGCUUGCUUGUAUAUGGUAUGCAAUUGGUAAUGCACAGCGACCAUUUUUGAAAAUUGGCUGGUUGGACAUUUUAGCCAAUGAUACACAACAGUACUUUAUGGCGAAUAAUACAGGAGGUCCUAGUAUAAAAAGCAGAUAUAUUACAGCGCUCUACUUUACCUUUACUUCUUUGACGAGUGUUGGGUUUGGUAAUGUUGCACCCAACACUGAUUCGGAGAAGAUAUUCACGAUUUGUGUCAUGCUAGUUGGAUCUCUAAUGUACGCCAGUAUAUUCGGUAACGUUUCCGCCAUAAUUCAACGCUUAUACUCUGGCACAGCCCGCUAUCACACGCAAAUGCUGCGCGUGCGCGAAUUCAUCCGUUUCCACCAAAUCCCCAACCCGCUACGCCAACGCCUCGAAGAAUACUUCCAGCACGCAUGGACGUACACCAACGGUAUCGACAUGAACAGCGUGCUCAAAGGCUUCCCCGAAUGCCUGCAAGCAGACAUCUGCCUCCAUCUCAACCGCAACCUUCUACAAAACUGCUCCGUCUUCGACGGCGCCAGCCCAGGCUGUCUGCGUGCGCUCACGCUCAAGUUCAAAACCACUCACGCACCACCGGGUGAUACACUUGUCCAUCGCGGUGAUGUCAUCACUUCACUCUACUUCAUCUCACGAGGAUCCAUUGAAAUCCUGCGUGAUGAUAUCGUCAUGGCUAUUUUGGGAAAGUUUGAUAUUUUUGGAGAGAAUCCAUGCGCGAGUCUUACACUGGGUAAAUCUAGUUGUAAUGUGAGGGCGUUGACGUACUGUGAUCUGCAUAAGAUACAUCGUGAUGAUUUGUUGGAUGUGUUGGAGUUGUAUCCGGAGUUCUAUACGCAUUUUAUGCACAAUUUGGAGAUUACGUUCAAUUUGCGUGAUGAUGAGCAGGCGGGAGUUGUGCCUAAGGCGCGAUUCUUCACCAGGACAAAUUCGGCUGAUAGGGAGAGGGCGUCGUAUGUUAUGAGGAAUAAUAAUUUCCAGACAAGGUCAAAUGGGCAUUCAAGUCGGGGAAAUUCUGUUAAUGGCGGCAGGCAGGAAUCACAAUGUAGUGAGGAGUCAGAAUCCGGACAUGGGAUUCUAGAGUUUUCAACAGAAAAAGCCGGUCAGGACGUCACCCCUAUAAACCUAGACUUUGGCGAAGAAAAAAGACGCUCCACUACAUUGAAUUCCAUAACUGGCAUGCUUUCACAACUCAAACGCAGCAUCCCAGACUUACGGUUACACAAAACGCAUCAGCCGCUCAUCGCGCAAUCAACGCCGCCAUCACAACAUCGCAUCAAAACCAUCCGCCGACAGUCGUCGAUCGGCGCGUACCACCACGAGCCAACACCCGCCCCCGUCCAACAAGCGCAUGCCGCAUCACAGCCGCCGCCAUCAACACAUCCGGCGCCCUUGUCGAGCAGUACUAGUUACUACACAAACAGUCCUAGUCCACCGCAAGGGGAGCCAAUCAUGUUCACCGCUGGUAUUGCACCACAAUCGGGCGAUGAUUAUGUCAUGGUGACGAGUUGUUUGGGCGGUGGUGGGGCGCAUGAGGCGCAUACACAUUCCAGCGACAUUGUGGUUUUAAGCCGGGCGCAGUAUGAUGUGAUGAAUGGGCGGCUUGAGACGCUCAUGCGCAAAGUGGACGGGUUGGAGCGUGGCCUUGCGCAGGAUGUGCGCACUAUUCUCGGGUAUAUGCAGCAGAGGGAUGCGUCGACUUUUUCGAGGGAUAGUAACAAACUAGAGGUGCCUGAUUAUGAGAACGUGACGAUAGAUGCGACGCGCACGCGCUUUACGUUCCAGCGGUCUGUUAGCGAGCCGAAACCGAUCUCGUCCAAGGCGCAGCAACAACAGACCGCACAACAAUCACAACCAUUACAUAGAUUUGCAUCGUUUAAUAGAGCAUUCGACAUCGAGCGUGCCUCAUCCGAGACGUCCGGAUGGACGGAGACACAAUUCCGCGACAAGCCACCGCCGCCACCGCUCGCACCAACCGCCGUGUCGCUGCCGCCGCCCGCCGAAGAAGAGAAAACCGCGCCGAUCGCCAAGCUCGAAUCGCUCGACGAGCUCGACCUUGUCGGCGUCUCAACGCCGCCCGACGCCCCCGACGCGUAACCAAAACAACAACAAUUCAGUAUUCUGAAUGCCCGCAUAAAUCGCAUAUAAAUAUAAACUUGUAAAAACAUAGCUGAAGAAAAACUUAUGCGUAUACAUUGAUAUUUAGCCUUUGACAGCAGUCAAAAGCUUUGCAAAUCAAACCAAAAAGAAGACAAGAAGAAAAAAAACUUAACGAUAAAAGCUUUUUCACUUAGAAAUUAAAAAAACUUGAGAAAAAAACGAAAAAAGAAAAUAUUGUUAAAACGUCCGCCUGUUUAUUUUGUAAAGUUGUUGAGAAUUUGUUGAGUUAGUAACGAAUGAGUUUAGAAGAAUCAAUUUUGCGAAUCGUGGACCCUUCGAUGAGACUUAAAUUAAACGCGCAUAUCAAAGGCAAUUUACUUAAACGAUUAAGCUGAACAAUAUGAGGAAUAAUUCACACUGAGAUUCUUUGACUUACGAAUACAUACUUCAGUUGUUCGAUUGCUGCACAGAAUGUUGUUUCACUUGAGCAUUGAAAAAAAAAUCUUUUUCGCCUGUGGUGCACGCAAUUUCUUCGUUUUCGUUUCCCUAGCGUUAAGAAGACAACAUUAAGAAAAACACUUUUGACACUAAUAAUUACUAAGAGCUUUCACUUUCAUUACGAGUACGACUACGACGACAUUGUUGACAUUGAAUUCAAGGUUUGUUUAUAAAUACACCCUGGAGAUUAUUUCGAUAAUAUUCGAUUGUAGCGAUAAUAGUUUAGGUGUUUAAGUUGUAGGUUUUAAGAGAGAUUAGUUGAUUCGUUGACGACUCUUUGACGAGCUGUGUUCGGUUUUUAUUCGUUGUGAUUCGUUGCGAGGUGGUUGACACGGAUUUAUAAAUAUUUAUUAUAUAUAUAUUAUAUAUUGUAAUAUUAUAUUAUUAUUAAUAACGAAAUACCAAAACGAUACCAGAAACAAAUAUUAUUAAUAAAGCAAAUGAGAACUGUUAAGCUUGAUUCAGGAUGAUGAGGCGCAAUAAAAGUGAUACCAUGAUUACAAUUGA
Molecule: messenger RNA, 6110 nt
Organism: Dalotia coriaria
Lineage: Eukaryota; Metazoa; Arthropoda; Insecta; Coleoptera; Staphylinidae
Product: potassium voltage-gated channel subfamily H member 6-like
Exons: 18
Coding region: 1224-5102 (1292 amino acids)
Biological process (GO): potassium ion transmembrane transport; membrane repolarization during action potential
Cellular component (GO): plasma membrane
Molecular function (GO): inward rectifier potassium channel activity
Source: RefSeq, a predicted model, not a curated record